This is a messenger RNA of Siniperca chuatsi (mandarin fish), 1716 nucleotides long. RefSeq names its product Rab acceptor 1 (prenylated) (gene rabac1). The transcript is spliced from 6 exons. The record is from RefSeq and is a predicted model, not a curated record. Lineage: Eukaryota; Metazoa; Chordata; Actinopteri; Centrarchiformes; Sinipercidae. Bases 172 to 795 code for a protein of 207 amino acids. Gene Ontology annotation, cellular component: Golgi apparatus.
ACAUUAAACACCGCAACAGCAGAGGAUGGGCAGUCCCCGAUGCUGUCAUUAGGUGACGGUAUUUUGCGCCUGAACAGCAGGAAGUUAAAUAGCAUCCACAUCACAUCCGUAAACGAGAGCAACAAAAGGUCUCAGUCAGUCCCACCAAAGUUCUGCUUAGACAGUCUGUAGAUGCCAUCUGGAGCUCCAAAGGGGGAGAACUGUCUUGUAGACAUGGACAGCAAGGCUGGAGAUCUAUUCAGUGCUGAGGAUGCUCAUCCAACUGGCACAGGUGGAGCUGGAAUCUUGGCAAAGCUCUGGCUCCCCAAAGGCUUUUCAGCCAGUAUGGCUAAAGAGUGGAUCGACAGGCGUCGAGUGUCCAUUCGACCUUGGGCCAGCUUCGUGGACCAACGCAAGUUUUCAAAACCCCGCAACUUUGGAGAGAUGUGUCAGAGGGUGGUGAAAAACGUGGAAAUUUACAACAGCAACUAUACCUUCAUCUUCCUGGGUCUCAUCCUCUACUGCAUUAUCAGCUCUCCAAUGCUACUGAUUGCCUUGGCUGUGUUCGCUGGUGCCUUCUACAUAAUUCACCUCAAGUCACUGGAGUCCAAACUUGUUGUCCUCGGCAGGGAGCUGACUGUCCCUCACCAGAUGAGUCUGGCUGGAGCUGUCUCUCUACCUGUGUUCUGGUUGGCCGGAGCUGGAGCUGCAGUCUUUUGGGUUCUGGGAGCGACACUGUUUGUGAUUGGCUCUCAUGCUGCGUUCCGGGAGCUGGAGGGAUCUGACAUGGAAGAGCUCCUCAUGGAGUCUGUGUGAAGAACAGGCUGAACUCUCAGCAGGUGCUGGUUGACGGAUCAGUCAUCACUUUGACCCUGUAAUCACGUUAGCCCAUGGGGUUGAGGAAAAACUGCUCUUAGAUAUGUUCCUUAUCUAUGUGUACAUCCCAUAUUCCCUGUAUCUUACCUAUGCCAGUGUACCAAGAAAGCACCUUGUCUUGCCUUUUGAAGUAGUUGUUGUUACAUACAGACUGUAUUGCCUUUUUGGAACUCAUUCAUACACAUGACUUGCCAUAUGCACAAUAAUUACUAAUUGUUAAUGAGUACAUUGUCAUACAGGAUAUAUGCCUUGGUCUACAUAUGUUAUGUCCUAGAUGCCUCUGGUUUGUGUCAAAUAGCCUCUCCCUCCCUGCAAUGUCCCUUAUACAGUGACAUAUCUUUCAAUUUAUUAAUCUCUUAGCACUAUCUGUGCUAUACUCUCUGCUGUAGAUAUCUUCAGAAAUAGCUUCUGUGUCUGACAAAAUCGACGAUUUCUUAUGGAAAGAUAAUGUUUACAGUAAAUGCAAUGUUUGCAAUUCUGAACUGCUAAAAAUAUUUUCUUUUCUUUUCCAAAGUGCAAUUUAAAGCUUUAAAAAUAUGUCUCUUAUAAUGACGAUGUUCCAAUAAAGCAAAGUGCUUAUGGUACUUAACAUAGAUAGGCUGACGAGAAGACAUCUUAAAAGGUUGAUACAUUCUGUAGUAAUGAUGUUUUGUACUGGGGAUAAUAUGGUACUUUGCUGACUGUCUGUAUGCAUAUUUAUCAGUUCUACUUACAACAUUCAGAUGUGAAGGUCAUUCUAUAAACCUGAUAUGUCUUUCUUGAAAUUCAUUAUUCCUUUGUUAACUUUUCAAUGCUAAGUUGCCUCUGUGUGUUUGUAUUUAAAUUACAUUUUGGAAGUGCAAUAAACCCCUGACACAAAGA